Molecule: messenger RNA, 1432 nt
Organism: Carya illinoinensis
Lineage: Eukaryota; Viridiplantae; Streptophyta; Magnoliopsida; Fagales; Juglandaceae
Exons: 6
Coding region: 129-1172 (347 amino acids)
Source: RefSeq, a predicted model, not a curated record
CUGAAGUUUGAACCCUGCCUCGCGCAUAUAAUAAUCUCAAAGUUCAGCGAUUCUAACAUUACCCACAAAAUUCUCUCUCACUCAAUCUCUCUAAAUGACGCGCUAUAAGGGCGGCUAUACGUUCGUUCAUGUUAAAUUUUGAAUCAGUUUGUCUAUUUGCAAUGGAGAAUCUCUCACAAAUAUACGAAACUAUGUUCUACUUUUGCUUCUUGGUCUUUUUCUUCAGCUUAGUUCUCUUUAUUUUCUCUUACCCUUUGUACAAAAGACUGGAGAAAACCGAGCAGAAGCUGGACGAGGUACAUAUCCACAAUCCAAUUCCGAGCGACCCUUUGAGAUUGGAGCGACAUUCGGCAGAAACUGUGGGUAAAAGCCGUGAAAAAGACCCGACCCAUUGGGGCCUUCCGCUGCUUUUGGAGAUCUUGCCCUCUGCUUCCCCGAAUUGGGAGUGUUUGUUCAGUGAAGAAAAGAGUGGUGACCAGGAUUCAGACGGGUCGUGUUUGCAUGACAAGGGGGUGGAGUCGAUUGGAGAUCAGACGGCGAAGAAGAAGAAGAAGAAGAAGAGGGCCAGGAAGAAGAGGUUGAAUUUGCAAGCUGACGAGGGUGGUGAAGACAGGUGCGUGGGGAGAGAAAUUUUGGAUUCGGGUUAUCAGGUCAAUAAUGAUUUGGUUUGCUUCUAUCCCUUUACCUCGUCAAGUAGUGCCAUGCAGAGGAGGAUCAAGCAACAUUACGACGAGCUUGUGAAGUGCAAUGAAACCAAGGGACUAACACUGGCACAGGUUGGAGAGUUUGCUAAUUGCUUGAUUGAGGCUAGAAAUGAGCUACAGCACAAGGCUGAGGUCAUCCAACGUAAGUUCACCAUAACAAAGGCUCUACUGUGCAGGGCAGACAGAUCAUCCUUCGACCGCCUUCACCAGCAGAUAUACAAAGUAGAACUAGAACAACGGAGGCUAAAAGAUGAUGCAUUUGUUUAUAAUUGGCUUCAACAGCAGCUUAAACUCUCUCCAGCAUACAAGAAGAUGCUUGAAAUUAGUGCUUCCAUGGAGUCGAAGAAAUCUAGUGAGCUGAUGGAAACCACAGAUACGGACUUUGCUGACAUUUCAUUUGAAGAGUUACUAGCACGAGAAAAGAAGGAUUCUUUUUGGCAAAGAAAAUCGAGAUCAUGCUUGGGGUGAAAACUAUAUUGGUUUUGCUGAUUCUGCUCACGAGAUUCAUUUCUAUUGUUUGUAUAUUCAAUACUGCUACGAAACGGGGACUUUUUGGCUGCCUGUGAUUCUUUGGUCACCCUUUUAAACAGGAAAAUAGCCAUAACUUCUUGUGUUCAAAUUUUCCUUUUUGGAAUUUCCGGUGGAAGCUAGUCAAUCUUGUGUAUCUGAAAUGUAGCAUGCCGCGUGCAUUCUAUUCUAUUGAAAGCAUUGAGCUUCCAGUUGUGUGA